Gymnodraco acuticeps is the source of this 1881-nucleotide messenger RNA. It is a transcript of the gene panx3, whose product is annotated as pannexin 3. Bases 33 to 1385 code for a protein of 450 amino acids. The record is from RefSeq and is a predicted model, not a curated record. Lineage: Eukaryota; Metazoa; Chordata; Actinopteri; Perciformes; Bathydraconidae. Gene Ontology annotation, molecular function: channel activity. Gene Ontology annotation, biological process: positive regulation of interleukin-1 production; monoatomic cation transport. The transcript is spliced from 6 exons.
CAAAGAAAGCUGGAAGACGUAAGGAGCUCAAAAUGUCCAUCGCCCAGAUCGCGGCCAAGGCCAUGCUGUCUGACGCCCUGCUGCAGGGCGGCCCCGCGCUGGACCGGCUCAGCCACCUGGAGCUGGAGCUUCCUCUGGACAAGGUCAUCAAGUUUGUGUCUGUGGGCCUGCCGCUCAUGUUGGUGGGCAUGGCCUUCACUCGCGAGAUCUCCCUGGGGCCUCAGAUCAGCUGUUUCCCUCCCAGCAAUUUCACGAUCAAACAGGCCAGCUAUGUAGACACGUACUGCUGGGACUCUCUGAUGCAUCAUGAGUUUGACAGCGAUGGGAACUUUGAAGAGCGCUCACUCUGGGUACACAAAAUGUUUCCCUACUCUCUAUUGGCCAUGGCGGUAUUGAUGUACCUGCCGGCUCUGAUCUGGCGCCAGCUCGUCAUGCCAACACUGGGCUCCGACCUGCUUUUCAUAAUUGACGAACUGGACAAUUCUUACAACCGCUCCAUUCGAAUGGCCCAGAGCAUCAUUGAUAUGCGUCAGAACACAAAGAACCCGCUCACAUUUCAGGCCGAACUGCAAAGGGCCAAGAAGAAGCGAUACUUUGAGUACCCUCUACUGGAGAGGUACUUGCGGUGCAAACAAAACUCCUAUUUCCUUGUUAGCAUGCUUUUCUUGAGGGGCUUCCUCCUUCUGACCUUCAUGACAGCUGCCUGUCUCUACCUGGCCUACUUCCACCUCUCCGCCUUCCUGCAGGACGAGUUCAGCUGCUUUGUCCGCACUGGAAUGCUACGAGAUCAGAACUGGGUUCCUGAACUGGUUCAGUGUAAAAUGAUUGGCCAGUUGGUUUUCCAGGUGAUAAGCGUGGCCAAUGGUGCCAUUUAUGUCCUGUUGGCUCCUAUCGUCCUCUUCAGCAUGAUUCGCCUCUUUGUCUGGGACACCACCUUUAUAUCUGUCUACGAGAUCCUCCCGGCCCUUGACCUCCUCAACCGCCGGAGACUGGGCUGCCCACUGAACGACCUCAAUGUCCUGCUGCUCUUCUUGCGAGCCAACGUAGCUCACCUGAUGUCCUAUGGUAAAGUGAGGGCACUGUGCUCCCUGGCUCCCCCACAGGUGGGCAACACCACUGCAGGGCAGGGCUUGAAUGCAAUGCUUACCCAAGAGGAGAUGGAAGAGCGUGAAGAGGCUGCAAUGGAGCUGGCAGAGGAGGUGGUGGAGGCCAAGGAGGAAGGGAAACUCAACCUAGUCGACAUCAUGACUAUUCUGGGAGCGGCGCAGGGAAGAGUGGUCAACUGCAGCGAGAAGAGGCCUCUAGUGGAGGAGAAUAUGAGUCUCGAGCCAAACCACCAGGGGUACCACGAGUUGAAGGAGACUACACCAUUUAGUCAUUACUAAGCCUCCUAUGGAUUACAUCAAUGUGAUUACAAAACCAGAAACACUACAGUAGUACUGUUCCUACAAAGACUGGGGACACCAAUCAAGGGCUUCUACAAUCCAAACACAACACAAAUAACCUCUUUUAGAAUUACAGGGCAAAUUGUUCUGGCUACAAAUGAAUGAAACAAUAGAAGUGGAUUUGUCCGUAUUCAGCAUCUGUGAAUCUGAAUUGUUUAGGAGGCCAGUGAUGGCGAGAAGACAAAGAAGGCUUUUUAAAUGUCGUUGUACCUAUACAAUGACAAUAAAGGAAUUCAAUUCAAUUCAAAGAGAACGCAAGUGAAAGUGGCUAUUAUGGCGUGAGAACAUAGAGCACAAGUAUCAGUAAAGUAUGUCCAUACAACACAAAUAUUUGUGAUCAUGACCUGGUUAGAUUGAACAUUUGUGAUAAAUAGGAGUUAUGCGAGUAUGAAAUAUUUGUGUAUGUCAGAUAUGAGACAGAAAAACUUCUGUCAUU